This is a messenger RNA of Pelobates cultripes (western spadefoot toad), 165 nucleotides long. The record is from the annotation of a GenBank genome assembly. NCBI's taxonomy places the organism in Eukaryota, Metazoa, Chordata, Amphibia, Anura, Pelobatidae.
GGAUGUUCUCCCGGAUGGGCCGACUGCACCGAACGUAGGCAGUAUGGCACGUCUUUCUCACACCACCACCUGAGAUGGCUAGACCACGAAGCAAGACUUACUACACAGACCACUCAGGAAGCCCAAACUCAGCCGCCCGCUACUCAUACGCACACUAGUCCAUAA